AUGUGUUAUUUAAGAAGAGAUAAUAAAAGACCAUGCCUUGAAUUCUCUCAGCUAAGUCUAAAGGAUUCCUUUCAAGAUUUGUUUGUUCCCAGAAUAGAGAUAAUUCUGAUGCUGUACACCAGGAACAAUCUAAAUUGUGCUGAGCCACUCUUUGAGCACAACAACUCCCUUAAUGUGAAUUUCAACACAGAGAAGAAAACAGUCUGGCUUAUUCAUGGAUAUAGACCAAUGGGCUCCACCCCGUCCUGGCUUCGGAAUUUUCUGAGGGUUUUGUUGAAUGAAGAAGAUGUGAAUGUCAUUGUAGUAGACUGGAACCGGGGUGCAACAACAUUCAUUUAUAACAGAGCGGUUAAAAACACGAGAAAAGUUGCUGAGAAUUUGAGUGGGCGCAUUAGGAAUCUUUUGAAACAUGGAGCAUCUCUUGACAAGUUUCAUUUCAUAGGUGUGAGCUUAGGGGCUCAUAUUAGUGGAUUUGUUGGAAAGAUAUUUCAUGGUCAACUUGGAAGAAUAACAGGUCUUGACCCUGCUGGGCCCAAAUUCUCUGGAAAACCAUCCUAUAGCAGAUUGCAUUAUACUGAUGCCAAAUUUGUGGAUGUCAUCCAUUCUGAUGCCAAUGGUUUAGGCAUUCAAGAGCCCUUGGGACAUAUAGAUUUUUAUCCAAAUGGAGGGAAAAAACAACCUGGCUGUCCUAAAUCAAUUUUUUCAGGAAUUGAAUUUAUCAAAUGUGACCACCAAAGAGCAGUUUACCUAUUCAUGGCAGCUUUGGAAUCAAACUGCAAUUUUGUUUCAUUUCCUUGUCAAUCUUACAAAGACUACAAGAGUAGUUUAUGUGUGGACUGUGACAGUUAUAAGGAAAAGUCAUGUCCUAGGCUAGGUUAUCAAGCGGAGCUAUGGAAAGAUGUUUUAGAAGAAAGAAUGAAAGGAUGGCCUACUUGGACCACUGUGUUUUUGGAUACUAGUGGCACAAAUCCAUUCUGUAGCCACCAAUUUGCAGGUAUAAUUUUGUACUUACUGAAAGAAAAGAAGUAUUUCUGGAGCCAGACACAUGUGUAA
This is a messenger RNA of Lepus europaeus (European hare), 1053 nucleotides long. It is a transcript of the gene LIPI, whose product is annotated as lipase I. The transcript has 8 exons. Lineage: Eukaryota; Metazoa; Chordata; Mammalia; Lagomorpha; Leporidae. Gene Ontology annotation, biological process: lipid metabolic process. The coding region runs from base 1 to 1053 and encodes 350 amino acids. Gene Ontology annotation, molecular function: lipase activity. The record is from RefSeq and is a predicted model, not a curated record.